CAUACUCUUUGCAGACAUCGAGGGCUUCACCAGCCUUGCGUCUCAGUGCACGGCGCAGGAGCUGGUCAUGACGCUGAACGAGCUGUUCGCCCGCUUCGACAAGCUGGCCUCGGAGAACCACUGCCUUCGUAUAAAAAUCCUUGGGGACUGUUACUACUGUGUGUCAGGGCUGCCUGAGCCACGGGCUGAUCACGCCCACUGCUGUGUGGAGAUGGGAGUAGACAUGAUUGAGGCCAUCUCGCUGGUGAGAGAGGUGACAGGCGUGAAUGUGAACAUGAGGGUGGGCAUCCACAGUGGGCGAGUUCACUGCGGGGUGCUUGGCCUUCGCAAGUGGCAGUUUGAUGUGUGGUCCAAUGAUGUGACGCUUGCCAACCAAAUGGAGGCCGGAGGGAAGGCUGGGCGUAUCCACAUCACAAAGGCCACACUGCAGUAUCUGAACGAAGACUACGAGGUGGAGUCGGGGUUUGGAGGAGAGAGGAAUGCAUACCUUAAGGAGAACAACAUUGAAACCUUCUUGGUGCGCUGCAGCCAGAAGAGGAAAGAGGAGAAAGCCAUGUUGGCCAAGAUGCAGCGAGCACGUGCAAAUUCUGCCGAGGGAUUGAUGCCACGCUGGGUGCCUGACAGAUCCUUCUCCAGAACCAAGGAAUCCAAAGUCUUCAGGCAGAUGGGCAUCGAUGAAGCAUCCAGCAAAGACAACCGCUGUGCUCAGGAGGCCCUGAACCCCGAGGAUGAGGUGGAUGAGUUUCUUGGACGGGCCAUCGAUGCGCGUAGCAUCAACCAGCUGAGGAAGGACCAUGUCAAGAAAUUCCUACUCACAUUUCAGACACCCGACCUCGAGAAAAAGUACUCCAAAAAGAUCGAUGAUCGUUUUGGAGGAUACGUGGCCUGUAUACUCCUUGUUUUCUGCUGCAUCUGUUUCAUCCAGAUUAUCAUUUUCCCAAAGACAAAAGUUAUGCUCGGCCUUUACAUCACCAUCUUCAUCAUCCUUGCCAAUAUUCUCUUCAUCAGUGCCAUCUACUCCUGCAUCAAACUCUUCCCAAAUGCCUUGCAGACUCUUACCAAGAAGAUUGUCCAGUCUCGUGCACACAGCACUUUGGUGGGUGUCCUCACCAUCCUCCUCCUCUUCAUUUCCUCCUUUGCAAACAUGUUUACCUGCUACAGAGAGAAUCUGAAUGCGUGUUUGGAGCUGAACACACCAAUGAAUAACUGUUUGCUGUACAACCUGACCAAGACAGCAAAGGACGGUUUGAUCGUGUGUCCCAACCAGGAGGACACGACCUGCCAUUUCCCCGAGUAUUUCAGCUACAGCGUACUGCUGACCCUGCUGGCCUGCUCUGUGUUCCUCCACAUCAGCAGCAUUGGGAAACUGGCAUUAAUGCUGUUCAUCCAGCUCACUUUUCUUCUUCUGGUGGAGUGGCCUCAGGUUGUCCUGUUUGACAAUGCAGACCUGCUGGUUCGUGCCCUGAACACCCUGCAAGUCUCUAAUAUUUCCCAACAACAGCCUCGUUCCAAUGAAACUGCUGAACAGUGCCUGGAGACCGUGACCAAGGUGCCCCUUAAGGUCUUGACCCCGAUAAUUCUCACAGUGUUUGUUCUGGCUCUCUAUUUGCACGGCCAGCAGGUGGAGUCCACUGCACGCCUUGACUUCCUCUGGAAGCUGCAGGCCACAGAGGAGAAGGAGGAGAUGGAAGAGCUGCAGGCCUACAAUCGCCGCCUGCUUCACAACAUCCUGCCCAAGGAUGUAGCCGCCCACUUUCUAGCACGGGAGCGUCGGAAUGACGAGUUGUACUACCAGUCAUGUGAGUGUGUCGCUGUCAUGUUUGCCUCCAUCAGCAACUUUUCAGAGUUUUACGUUGAGCUGGAGGCUAACAACGAGGGGGUGGAGUGCCUCAGACUGCUCAAUGAGAUCAUCGCCGAUUUUGACGAGAUCAUCAGCGAAGAACGGUUCCGUCAGCUGGAGAAAAUCAAGACCAUUGGCUCCACCUACAUGGCAGCCUCUGGCCUCAAUGACUCCACCUACGACAGAGAGGGUCGCUCACACAUCUUAGCUCUGGCCGAUUACGCCAUGAGACUCAGGGAGCAGAUGAAAUACAUCAAUGAACACUCCUUCAACAACUUCCAGAUGAAGAUAGGGUUAAACAUGGGCCGGUUGUAGCAGGGGUGAUUGGA
Messenger RNA from Labrus bergylta (ballan wrasse), 2169 nucleotides. The record is from RefSeq and is a predicted model, not a curated record. Lineage: Eukaryota; Metazoa; Chordata; Actinopteri; Labriformes; Labridae.